Molecule: messenger RNA, 4664 nt
Organism: Drosophila novamexicana
Lineage: Eukaryota; Metazoa; Arthropoda; Insecta; Diptera; Drosophilidae
Exons: 5
Coding region: 92-1438 (448 amino acids)
Biological process (GO): SCF-dependent proteasomal ubiquitin-dependent protein catabolic process; positive regulation of protein ubiquitination
Cellular component (GO): SCF ubiquitin ligase complex
Molecular function (GO): protein binding
Source: RefSeq, a predicted model, not a curated record
UUGCGUCGCACCGUUCGGUCGCACAAAAGUAAAAUUAACAAGUUCAAUAAAGUAAAGACACGGAUUUAUUUGGGAUUAUAUAGUUAAAGUUAUGAAUAUACCCCAAUGGCAUACAAUACCAGCGGUGGCACUAAAUCAAAUAUUCGACUAUCUCGAUUCUCGAGACCGCAGAGCUGCGGCCAAUUGUUGUUGGGCAUGGAGGCAUCAUUUUUUUCAAAGACGCUAUUUUAGAAACUUUCGCUUUCACAUUGACGUGGCCCAGGAUGACCAAUUGACGUUCUUUCAUCACAGCAUGGCCAAUCUGGCCAAGGAGCUGGUCAUAGUCUUCGAUUUUCACAAUGCCUUUCAUAUACAAAAAAUGCGGCGGCUGCUCUACAAAGCGGCGCGCUGUGAUAAUAUUCGGGCCUUGCGUUUCCAAACCAACAAUGUGGGUCUUGUGGCUGCCGGGAGUAUGCACAGCGAACAUCUGGUUGCCAUAGAACAGUGCUUUGUGGAGCCACUGAAGUUGAUAUUAGGCCGCAAGAAUCAGGCGUGUCAGGUAUUGGAUCUGGGUGCCAUUGAAGCGCUUACCUAUUAUGGUCAGGACUUUCUCAAGGCCAUGGGCAAGCCGCAGGAGCUGCUGCAGUUGACGCUGUCCAGCAUUAAAUACGAUCCUAGUCACUAUCCCAUACUCGGGCUGGACACCACGCUGCUGCAAAAAUGUGCCGCACUGCAAGUGCUUUCGCUGGACUACGACACGCUCAACGAUGAGCUACUGCACACCAUACAGGUGCUGCCGCUGCGUAAACUGAUCAUUGUGGUGCACGGCCUCGAUCAGGAGGAGCAUGCAGAUGUCUCGGAGGCCGCUUGGUCCAACUUUUCGACGCAUUUCACGGACAUUGAACUGGUGCUGACGCUCGUCUAUGCCUAUGAGGCUGUUGAGCAAUUGGAAUUGCGUAUUCUGCGCCGCCACAUGCCCGUCACGCACAUCCGCAUGCUCUUCUGUGAGUUCAUGAACGAAGAGGCGCUCGACUGGAUCUCGUUGCACAAUAGCGACACGCUGCGCAGCAUCUAUUACAUAGAUUCGGUGAGCAAGCAUUCCAAUCGCAUUGACUACAUGCGUCAGACCAGACUACAGGACCCAUUUGUCAUGCUGUCCUGGCGAUGCAAGCAGCUCGAGGAGAUUGUCGUACACGGCUACACCAUGGAUCCACACAAUCUGCUCGGCAUUGCACGGCUGCGCGGUCGCCAGCUGCGUCGUCUAGAAGUAUCUCAAAUCGACUGGGAGCCCAACGUCGCAGCGCAGCCCGUUUUUAAUCAGGAAAUGUGCUCGUUGUUGGGACAACAAUGGAGGCCACUUGAGCCGGAGCAGUUGCCAAGCGAAGGCUAUGGCCCUGUCGACUAUGAUGUGCGCGAUAAGUAUGUUUUUGAAUUAAUGCGAAAGGAUCUGAACCAUUAAAGCACAAAUCAACCAAAAAUCGAAUAAAGCAACGUCAUGCAACAGCAACAACAACAACAACAACAACAAAAACACGACUCACAAUAUAAUACAACAUGACACGUGAUCAAAUCGAGCGCAUAGAAAUUUGUAGCGUUUAGUAAACUUUUAUGUAGGCAACUAAAAAAAAAACAAAAACAAAAAGCAAACCCUAAAAGGAAAAGCGAUCAAUUGACUUUUCUGUUAAGUUAAAUAAAACGAUUUUUGAUAGAUAAUAAUAACAAGAACCGUAAACAGUUAUAAAAUUGGCAAGCCUUUAUACAACUUACAAUUUUCUUUCGUAUGUUAAACAAUGUAAACUUAAAAUUAAAUUUUGUUCGGCCACACAGCAAAUAUGAAAGCAAGAAACGGCAUAAAAGACUUGAGAAAAAUGUAAACGAAUUGUAAACAAAAAACCAACAAAAAUAACGGGCAGUUUGUUGUAAAAAAAAAAAACCAAGUAGAACAACAACAAACAGCGACAAAAAUAAGAUAGGUAGAGAGUGAGGGAAUGAGGAAAGAUAAACAUCAUUUUAUAAGCAACAACAACUGUGAUUUAAACAAAAUGCAAGCAAGCAAAAGUAAAGCCAGUUACAGCAGCGGCAGCAACAACAACAACAACCAAUUGUUAAGCAAAUUGUCUAGUUAGCUAAGUAAAAUAUUAAAAAAACAUUUAAGAAAAACAACAAAAAAAAAAAAAACAAACGUGUUAAAAAAUGAUUGUAAACCAAGCAAAAACACACACACAAAAAAGAAAGACCAAUGUCAAAUUGUUAGCUCAAUCAAUUGGCAAAAAAAAAAAGAAACAAAAAUUGUUAACUUUUGUAAUAUGAGAAUAUGUAAUGUAAAGUUGGCGCUCAAUUGUGAUAGAACAACAACAACAAACAGAACAAAUGUAACAACAACAGCCAACAGAUCGCACACAAUCCGAUCCGAUGGUCGUUUUCGUACGCCAAGCGCCGCCAUUUGUGUAGUUUUCCAAAGUGAUAUUAGCAGCUUAUGUAAAGCAACAAUUAACAAAUGCAUAUUGUAAACAACACACGUCUGUGUAUAUACAUAUAUUUAAUAAUGUAAGACAUAUGUAUAUUUGUUGAAUGGCGUGUGUUGUCAACUUGUUAAGCGAGACAUGCGUUAGCCAGAAUUGUAAACAAUACCAAUUCAAAACCCGUCAAAACCGAUUCAAUCAAAUCGUAACACUCGAGUAUUUCGUAUUUUCGUAGCAACAGGCAUUCAUUUAUACAAUAACAACUAAUAUAGUUUACUUAUGUUUGCACAAAAAAACAAAACAAAAUGCAGCGCAGUUAGUAUACAAACAAAACUGUUGUCAGGACAAUUGCCCCUAGGCAUACAAGCACCAGCAGCUGAGCAGCUAGGCCUAAAAUAUAUAAAAACAUAAAUGGUACCUGAAGAUCACUUUGAGCAUUUACGCGAACAACUCACAAAGAACUUUGCUCAAAUUAAGCUAACAAACAAAACAAAAUAAAAACAAAUCUAUUAAAUGAAAUAAACGAAAGACUGAACAAAAGCGUUGCAAAGCUCAGCGAGGGGCAGUUGUCCAAAAAGUUACCAAAAAUCCAGCAGCAACAGCAGAUUCAAAACAAAUGCGAUCUCAAAGACAACACUGAACACUAUCCAACCAUAUGUGUUAUAUAUAUACAUAUAUAACUAACAACAACUUAAAGCUAUGCAUGUAUUUUUGUUAUAAACUUCAAUAGCGAAUAUUAAUUUAUAAAAGAGAUACAAAAGAGUGCAAAUCAUGUGUAAUAAGAAGCAAUCGUCAAUGUGUAUGUGUAUGUGUGUGUGUGUGUACAACACAAACAACAACAACCACAAUGUUAUUUAGUUAAGCCUAGUACAUACCAACAACAACAACAACAACAACUAAAUGUGAUAAACGUGUCAUGCUGCUUCCAAUAACAACAACAACAACAAGAACAACAACAACAGCACCAAAGAAAACACAUGAAUCUAUAAAGAAAACGCAACUGUUCCAAGCUAUUCCCUUAAAAAGAAAAUUCUAUUAAAUAUGCUACGUAGCAAAUUGUCAAUAAUUGUAGCUUAACAAAAUUUGCAGAACUUCUAUUGUUUAACAAUCCAUUCAAGUAUUACAAUUUAUACACGCAAACUGCAAACACUUCCAACGCUGCGUAUGUGUAACAUUUUAUUUUGUAUACAAAAAGAACACAACAACAACAAAAAAACAGAAUAAGUCUAUAUUUUAUAUGCCAUUUAUUGUAUUUAAAAUUUCGAAAAGAAAACAACAACUUUUUGUAAAUCAUUCCAUACACAAAUUAAGCUAACGUAUGUAUUAGAAAAAGAAGAAGAAGAAGAAAAAACAACAGCAAGCAGCAAAAGAACAACAGGAGACGGAAGUAAGGAACAGAAGGGCAUCUUAGAAUAGAAAACAAGAACAACAAGAAACAGCCGUGCAUUAUGAACAACAACAAAUUAUAUAUAUAUGCAAGUUAUGCUUAAAGAUAACAUAAGAGCAAAAGUGUAUAGAAGAAAGCUGUGAUAACAAAAAGGCAAACAACAAAAUAACACGACAACAACAAACAACAAAGGGAAGAAGGAGAACUUAAAGUACACAAAGCCAAUGCGAAACAUAUGCGACCAACCAAAGGUUAACAACAAAACUUUUGCAAACAACAAAAAAAAACAAAAAAACAAAAACAAAAAGCAAGUAACGAAAACCAACAAAAAUCAGUAAGUGAAAACGUUUAAGAACAAGUUGAAAGCAGAACGGCCAAAAAGAGAAAGUCGCUGGUUCUAAGUUUAUAUGAAAUAUGCAAAAUAGUUAACGUUAGCGAAUGAACGUAGAAAGCUAGAAAACAAUUAAAUGAGCACAAGAUUAUAGGAAAACUUUUCAAAAUGAAAGUGAAAACUUGAGAAAAUGUAUGUGAAAACUUCAGAAAAUGCAUGUGAAAACUGAAGUGUUUGAGCAGAAAAAAAGGCAAAAAAAAAAAGCCCCCCAUAACAAAUAACUAUGCUAAUGGGCAUGCAAUUAUUUAAACUAUUUCAAUAACUUAAAGAAAAUGCAUUAUUUUAUUUGCUAGCCUUUUUCAGUUUGGCAAAGAAUUGUAAGCUUCUUUGUGGCAUAUGCAAUAUCAUAAAUCUAAGCAAGUUACACAAGAAAAACCAAUUUAUGACAAAAACAAACAACAAAAUUUGACAGUAGCAAUGGAAAAAUGUAUUUAAAACGAAAAUC